Molecule: messenger RNA, 1320 nt
Organism: Penicillium canariense
Lineage: Eukaryota; Fungi; Ascomycota; Eurotiomycetes; Eurotiales; Aspergillaceae
Exons: 3
Coding region: 1-1320 (439 amino acids)
Source: RefSeq, a predicted model, not a curated record
AUGGCAUUCACUGCAUCCAUUACGGGCAUCGACAACCAAAGGAUCCUCGAAGUGGCCGCUACCUGCCGCGCAGAUGGAUCCAUACCGUCAUUCACUGCUGAAGCGGGCCCUCUCCCCUACAUCGGAAAUCACUACACCAUCUACCCAGUGCAGUAUCCCGACGGGACCAGGGUUGCAGUCCGGGUGCCGAUCGACAUCUACUCGCGAGACACAUUGCAAACUAUGCUCGCCCUGAUGAAAGCGGAAGCCAACACUCUGAACCUUCUUGCCAGAUGCAAAUUUGCCUGGUCGCCGCGCGUGCUUUACUACACGACCACGUUUGACAACCCCUUGGGCCGGCCGUAUAUGGUUUGCACCUGGAUCGAUGGAAAGCAACUGGAAUGGAGCGAGACCUUCCCUGCCGAGAGUGAAAAUCGUCAAAAGAUCCUGGCGCAAGUUGCGAGGAUCAUGUUCGAUCUGGUGGUCUGCACGCAGAAAAGUGGUCAACGAACGACGGCCGAAUCCUUCAUGAUGUUCUUUAUUGAUUACAAGAUGAUCGGCGCGAUCAGAGGGCAACUAGAUGGGAUUGACCCGCUGUCAUGCCUGGUGCUGCGUUUGCUUGCGCGCAGAGUGACAGAGGGGAAGUGCAGCAGUUCGACCUUCGCUCAUUCGCACGAAUAUCUGACCAGUCAGAAUAUUAUCGUUGACAACAACUACAACGUCAAAGGUUUUGUCGACUGGGGCUUCGCCCGCACUCUCCCCAUCCGCUUUACCUUACGCUUCCCUCGCUUUCUCUCCAUCCGAGCCAAAAGCUUCCCUCCAGACAUGCCUCGAGAUCUCUGCGGGUACAGCAAAGCCUUCCUGCAAGUGUCACCGGCCCACAAAGCCGACAGAGAGUUCUUCAUCUCCCGUAUUCAAUACGAAUUCGCCACUCGAGCGACCAAGGCUUCCAUCGGUCAGCUCUCACCACUGGGAUGGGAAAUGAUGUGCUGGGACCUGCAGGAUGUGGAUUGGAAGCACUUGGUAUACGAUGCGGCCACCGGCAUGGCGACUCACCUAUGGAUGUCGAAGAGACAGUUUCUGGUCGCUGGUAUGUCGGCAUGCAAGACUGGUUCUGUGUCAGAGAUUGUUACGGCAGAUGCUCUGUAUCAAGAAAUCUGGGCUUUCUUCACGCGAAAUCAGAGUAAGACGACGCAUUCGGAUACUCAACAGAGGACUGUCUUCUUGCUGCAAUCCGCUAUUGCAGAGCGUUUGCCCUGGACUCUCAUCAAGAUGAUGUUGGAGAACGCAUUUAGUGUGGAUCAGAGAUUAACCGGUGGUGAGAGCUCUUCGGUACCUUAG